UUUGAAGGAGCCGGUGGCGUUGUCCUGUGCAAAGGUAUUGUUGUUGUUCAGGGCUUAUCCAUAGCCUGCUCCGUCUUAACUCUCAUCGCUAUAGCCGUUAAUCGCUUCUUUGCAGUGUUUUACCCACUUAAAAUGGGCUCUACCAAGUCACUGUCGAUCUUUACCAUUACUUUCAUUUGGCUAGUCUCCUUCGCCACCUCUUCGCCAAUGCUGUACGCCAUGAAAGUCAUCCAAAGAGAAGACGGCAAUCUGCACUGCAUCGAACAGUGGUCUCCAGCGUUUGAAGGUGAGUCACCUCACAAAAACUACACCCUAUUUCUAAUCACGCUGCUGUACGCUUUGCCUCUGGCUGCAAUCAGUGUAUUAUAUACGGCUAUUGUACGGAAAGUAUGGAAAAGGCAGGUUCCGGGGAACUUGACCGCUCCAAACCAACUGGUCGAGCUUGCAACCAAAAAGCGCGUUCUCAGAAUGCUAAUUACCGUUGUGAUCGUCUUUGGGCUUUGCUGGCUGCCAUACUACACGUACUUGUCCAUGAAUUUCAUUGUCGAUAGUUGCCCGCCUGCAAACGUGAUGUUCAUUGGUCUGUUUCUUGGUCAUGCCAAUUCCGCUAUCAAUCCAUGUAUUUAUGCAAUAUUCAACAAAGAAUGCCGCAGCAGCCUUAGAAGUUUCAAUCGUGCAUGCCUGCCUAUGUUGCCUAGGAGUCGCGUGCCAAGGACGUCCAAUCAGAACACGAUGAAACUGACUGAGUUUGGCACCGAGGGUACAACUCGAGAACAAGGAAAAAGAUCCUCUCCUCUCUAAAAGAUGAAAGGGGUAACUAGACCACAGUUAGGGACGUUUGUAAAAGUUACUUAACUGGUAUACGUUUGACAUGUGGCUGAUAAACCUAAAGGUGCUAUGGGUGUCAGACAAUGUUUAAGCAGGGUUUCGGCUCUCGAUCACCUGCGUUACCUGAAACAUCUUUUCCACGAGGAAAAGAGGAAAAUUUCUGGAGCUUAUGGCAACUUGAGUGAGUAUUUUGUCAUCAUUUUGUCAUCAUUUGUUAAUAGAUGGAAUUAUUUGAAUGACAACAUUGGCCAAGAGUUACCGAAAAUUAAAUAUGCAUCUAUGUGGAGUGGACAUAUAAUUGCACGGAAAACUAAUAAGGGCUUCAUCAAAUGACGUCUUGGUUUUCUAGUACAUAAACACAUCUAGGUACGCUAGGGAAACGAAACAUUGACAGAAGCCAUCAGUAUAAGUUUGGUUAGCUGUUCAGAUGUUUAACAAAUUGGUAACUUUUUCAAAACAGAAAACUUAAUUGAAUAAAAGCUGCGACUGUAAGUAUACGAAUAUUUUUUUGUUUGCUUUGAUGGGCGUCAAGGCUUUUGAUAUCUACAACGCGCGGUGGAAAUCGUUGCAUCAAGUACCCCCAAAAAGCGAGAUAAGAGUGGCAAAUUUAAUUUAUUUUUCCUGCGAUAAUAACCUUGGCCAGGUCCUAUGUCGUCUUCCUUUCACACGCUAAGAUUUCCAAGGGAGAUAAACAAAACUGUGAUAGUGAUGUAAGCCAAAACCCAACUGACCGAUUAACAAUGAGGAAAAAUUAAACGGCUCACGAACAAAGAACUUUAAAAAAGUUUUCAGUUUUUCCAAAUGCCCGAUACAUGACUUAACACUGAUGGUGUUUUUCAGUUUAAUGUGUGCUAUUUCUCUAAACAUAAAGCUUACAUCAUUAAAAUAUUUUAACUUAUAACAAGUUUGGUUUGGAAAGAUUGGUAGCAGGAAUAAGUGGUUUUAGCUUCAUAUUCUACCAGUGGUUUUCAUUUCAGUUAUAAUAUAUUACUGGUGUUAGGCAUUUUAGUCUCCACUGCUAAUUGUUGUAUUUUCGGGUUACAAUAUAUAUAUAUAGUAAAACCCACGUGAAAGAACCUACUUUUUUAAAGUCUGGCAAAAUAGGUUCUUGUAUUCUGGGGUAGUUAUUGCCAUUUUAGGCUAAGUAGGUUCUUAAUUAGGCUCUUCAUUUCGAUGAAGGAGUUAUGGUUGAUGAUUACCACAAAAAUAAAUAAACCUGGGUUUGGUCCUUGAAUAUACAAUAUUUAUUCACAACUGUAUCGUGUAAUUUCUUCUAAAAUAAAUUUGCGAUGUCAAUGUCUCACUUCUUGGUUAAAGGGUUUACCAUAAUUUAACUGUAAUUAACAUAUAAGAACCUUCUUUUUCUUGCUUAGCUAGACAUGUUCUAAUACUUUUGAGUAUUGUAAUGCGGCAAAUUUUUGUCAGCAGGUUCUUAAACCACUGGGUUCUAACCUGCGGGUUUUUUACUAUAGCUAAAUGGUCAAAUCAAAUGAAAUUGUCAUUUUUUUUCUAGUGUAAAUAUAUAUUUUUUGUUUUCAUACAUUCCCAACUUAAUUGCGAAUUUAUUACUUUCGCCAUUGGUGGUUCAUAAAAUGUACAUGACAACGAAAAAGCUUGUUAUCGAUUAAAAAUCAGUAUGACUGUGAUUACAAAUGAAAUUUAUAGAAAAACAUAUCCUCUAGCUAAUAUAAUAUUUUUUGGGGGAGCAUGAAGCUCGAUCUGGUCAAAGAAGGAGCCGGCCGGGUCUAUAUAUUACGAAAGGAACUUAAUUAUAAUUGUAGGCUUCCUUUAACGAAGUUACAAGAAUGUGACUGAAUAAAAUUUAACACUAGAGUUAUAAAACAAUAAAUAAUUGAAAUGAAAAAAAAUAACAUUAAUUGCCUGUUAAAUGUCGUUUGAUCUGAAAUGCCGGUUAGCUCAAUGGUGGAGUAUUUUGCUGGUGUAUGAAUGUGUAUCGCUUGCUGGAAAAGAAUUUACACCUUCCUCGAAAGCAGUCGUCUUGUUUCUAGUUCGACUACUGCCCUGUGCUCGGGUCGUGUGCUGACGAAAGCUGCUUUCUCAGGUUUAUAACAAAGAGUUUCUUGGGAAACCUGAUAAUUCGGCUGUAUUCACAUUUAACAUCCGUAAUUUUUUCUUUUUUUGAUUAUUGGUCUAAAAACGCGUUACCAGUCAAAACUGUCAUAGAGAUGCUAGAAGACACGCCCAAGUAAGUGAUAUUAUUUUGGGCUGGGUUGUUCAAAACCCGAUUAAA
Molecule: messenger RNA, 3079 nt
Organism: Orbicella faveolata
Lineage: Eukaryota; Metazoa; Cnidaria; Anthozoa; Scleractinia; Merulinidae
Product: tachykinin-like peptides receptor 99D
Biological process (GO): G protein-coupled receptor signaling pathway
Cellular component (GO): plasma membrane
Molecular function (GO): G protein-coupled receptor activity
Source: RefSeq, a predicted model, not a curated record